AUGCCGUCACAUUCGAAGAAUAAGAAGAGAAAGAGUAAGUCUAAAGGAGGUUCCACUGUCAAGAAAAGCGGUGGAUUGUUAGAGAAAGGUAUUGGUAAUAUAACUGCCGAAUUGUAUAAUGAUACUGAUGAUUAUCCUACUUCUCGUGUGAUAAAAAGAGCACCUAAUGGUGAUGUUAUUGUAGAGUCUCUGCCUACAAAGCCCAAGAAAUCCAAAUCAAGACAGACCAAUAGUUCUAGUAAUAAUGAUAUGAUUUUAGAUUUGGAUUCACACUGGGAAUGGUUAUCUCCUGAAGAGAAGAAAAAUAUUUUAAGAAUCGAUAAAGAUGAAGUCUUUGAAAUGUUGAGCAGGUAUAACAAUCAUAACAGCAACAAUGUUAAUGGUAAUACUAAUAACAACAACAUUAUAGGUACUGGCUCAAACAAUCUCAGUGGUGGUAUCAGUACUAACAGCAAUAAUAAUACUUCAAGUUCAUGCAAUUGUAAUGUCUGUGGCCGUCGUCAUAUGGCAAUGGAUCAAGAGAUGGAACGUAUUUAUAAUAGAUUAUAUGAGAUGCAAAGAGAAAAUUACGAGGAUAUGACGCAUAUCAAAUUCCAUUUGAACAUUAUAAAAGAUCUACAAAAACGAAAAACUCAAAUGAUAUCACCUCCUGCAUCUCCAGAAAUGGAUUCAAAUAAUGUCGAUGAAGCUCGAGAACCCAAUAGUGGCAGUUCAAAUGAAUCUUUGGAUAUUAAAAAUGAUUUAGAGACAAUGAGAGAUGAAGUGGUGAAAUAUUUUUUAUCUCCAAAUUCCGUAGAUACGUUGAAGAAAGAAGUUUUAAAUUUUAAACAUAAUAAGCAAAAACAAUUUCAAACUCCUAUAUCACUAAAUGAAGAUAAUACCGAGGAAGUAGUUGAAGAUAAUGAAGCACAACAUAUAUAUGAUGAUUUAUCAAAUGAGAUACAUGAUUCUGGUUUAAUAGAAUCUCCAAGGACUGUAGAAGAUGAUGCUAAUAUCAUAGAUAUUGAAUCAAAAUCAAGAUAUUUGAAUUUUGCUAAAACUUUUAUUUCUUCACAUCCUACUAUAGCUCAAGAAUAUGUAAAUAAAAUGAUCAUGUAUCCAGAAAUGAAAGAGUUGACAGAUGACUUAAUGAAUAACAAUGGUUCUGGAUUUAUAAAAGCUAUUGAAGAAUUUGUACUCGAUAAACAAAAGCAAAAUACACUUCCAGAUACUGAAAUAGAUAUUAAUGAUGUAAAUUCACAACAGCAUGAAAAUCCAGAGGAAGCACUUCAGGUACAGGAUUUAGGUGAUGCAAAAGAGUUCACAACAAUGUUACAUAAUGGCCAGCCUUUAACUUCAGAUGAAUACGCAAAUUUACAGCGUCAUAUCGCAGAACGAGUAACGGAUGCAUAUAAUACCGAGACAAAAGAAUUUGAAGGCAUAUCGCAACUUGAAAAAGAAUUAUUUACAAGGUUUAUGCAUGGAAGUGAUCGAAGACAAUUUGGUGAUUCAAUCUUACAACUAUUCAAAAAUAAAUAUGAUGAUAAAUUAAGUGCCAAUUCAAUUAGUACCUCCCUUGCCGCUGCCGCUAGUACCAUCACUCAUGACAUAAUUUCUCCCAGAAAUGAUGAUGGUAAUGAUACCGAAGAAGAUAUUGAUUACUAUGAUGAUGAAGAUGAUGUUUCCAGUGAAAAUAUACACCAUAGAAAUGAUUUAGAUGAUGAUUUUAAAAGUAGGGAAGAAUAUUCUGAUUACAACAGUGAUUUCCAUGAUAACAGAAAGUGUGAGAAAUAUAAUGAUUUCGACGACGACGAUGAUUAUUUGGAUAACAACAGAAAUCUUGAGUGUGCGCAUGCAGAACAUAAUCAUGAAACAUUAUCAACUUAUCACCAUGAUGUUGAUUUGGCAGACAGCAAUUCGCACGGUUAUAAAAAUUAUGCAUCACACCAUACUUCAUCUCAGGUUAGCGAAGAUUAUAUUGACGAUAUUGAUGAUGAUGGUUAUGAAAGUGGUAUUGACGAAAAUGAAAGAUUAGAGGAGGGGAGAAAGUUAUUACAGAUAACAAUUACAAAAAUCUUACAAAGAAGAAUUAUGGAAUCUUACCAUGCUAAACAAGCUGAAAAUAAUAGAAUGAAAUUAUUAGAAGAGUUGGAAGCUGAAGAAUCUAAAAAGAAGGAAAAAGAAGAAAAAAAACAAAGGAAAAGAGAGAAAGAAAAGGAAAAGAAGAGACUACUUCAAGUUGCAAAGGAAGAGGAAAGAAAGAAGAAGGAAGAAGAAGCUGAACGACUAAAGAAAGAAGCUGAAGAACGUGAAAUGGAAAGAAGAGAAACACAAAGAAAAAAAGUUGAGGCAGCAAAGAAAAAGAAGGAUGAAGAGAAGAAACGUAAAUUAGAAGAACAAAGAAAGAGAGAAGAAGAACAAGAGCGUCAAAGAAAAAUCAAAGAAGAACAGAAACGAAAAAAGGAUGAAGAACGUAAACAGAAAGAAUUAGAAAAGAAGAAGAAAGAUGAAGAAAAAAGGAUACAAGAAGAAGAAAAACGCAAGAAAGAAGAAGAAGCUGAACAAAAAACAUUAAAUGAGAAGAAGCGUUUAGAUGUUGAAAUUAUGGAGCAGAAACGAUUGGAAGAAGAGGAAAAAAGGCUCAAAUCUACCGCUUCCACAUCAAAUGUUCCCUAUGCUGAGUUGCUAAAAAUGACACCGUCACUGCAACCUGUUUCAGGAAAUAUUAAUGAUGAGCUAUUCGGUAUGAUAAAUGCAGCAACGUCUUCUCAAUCAAUUCCAACAUCUUCCUCGCAUUUGAACCAUUUAUUACAACAAAAUGAUGCUUCUCAUUUCAACAUGACUCCAAGACAUGAUCUUUUGAAUCCAUCUGGCGGUAUGCAUUUUGGUCCUUCUGACCUAAUUGAACAAUCUCAUUUUACUCAUAAAAGCAAUUCGUUCGAUACUUUGGCGGCAAUUAACGAUCCAACAACUCCACAAACAACGUUACCAUAUGGAAACUCUUCUGUGCCACCAAAUUCUUUUGAUAUCUCCUCAUGGGGGAAUUUCAAUGGAUCGUCUACUGCUGAAACACAAUUACAGUCUCAGUUACCUCAACAAUCCUUACUGGGUUCCCAUUCUGUCACAUCAGAUCAGAAUCGAAAAUCUUUUAAUGAAGAAUUGAAUACUAUUACGAACCUAUUAUCAACUACUGGUUUAGAAGAUCAAUUAUCACAAAAGGAUUCAUUUGCUCACAGUUCAUUAUGGGGUUCCCAAGGAACAUCGUUAUCUGGAUCAAAUCCAAAUUUGUCUUCAAAUUUUGCUCCUGCUGGUUUGCCAAUCAAUCAAACUCCAAUUUCGCCUGGUAAUAUAGGUAUUCCUACUACAACACAUCGUAGUUCAAUCUGGGAUAUUUCAAGCGGUGUUGACUACUCGCUAAAUGAUAAUAAAAUUACAGGUAGCAUUCAAUCUGAAAGACCUUUAUCCAAUGUAAUCCCUUCAAGUUAUAUGUCCCCGAACAUCUGGUCUGGAGGAACCUCAAAGAUUCCAGUGAUAGAACAACCAUUGGUUUUUAAUCCUAACGAGAAUCAGACUAAUCCAAUUUCUAACAUUAUCCUCAGGGAACUUUCAUUAUUGACAUUACCUAAUUCAACGGAUCAAUACGUUUCAAGUGAAUUACUGUGUCAAAAGGUUAUGGCUAACAGAAUAGAUUAUGGGGUUUAUUUUACUGAAUUGAUGAAUUUAAGGAACGCUCACAAGAUUGAGAUAGCAUCGAAUGAUAAUGGGCAAGUAACCCAUGUUAAAUUAGUAUACAAGAGUAAAGAUGAACUAGAAAUGCCUUUAAAUUCCAGUGAGAAUCAAAAUUCACACAUACAAAUGCAACAAAACUAUGGUCUUCAACCAAUAUCUUCUACUACCGCAGGCAACACAGCAAGCACAACAGCUAACAAUGCAAAUGGAAGUACUAUAAAUACUUCCAAUUCACAUUUCUUCAACAUUAAUAAAACUAUCAGUAACCCAUCCGUAACUGCAAACAUAUGGAGUUAA
Messenger RNA from Vanderwaltozyma polyspora DSM 70294, 4005 nucleotides. RefSeq names its product Nst1p (gene NST1). NCBI's taxonomy places the organism in Eukaryota, Fungi, Ascomycota, Saccharomycetes, Saccharomycetales, Saccharomycetaceae. The record is from RefSeq and is a predicted model, not a curated record. Bases 1 to 4005 code for a protein of 1334 amino acids. The transcript has a single exon.